This is a messenger RNA of Penicillium atrosanguineum, 972 nucleotides long. RefSeq names its product inositol oxygenase. The transcript has a single exon. Lineage: Eukaryota; Fungi; Ascomycota; Eurotiomycetes; Eurotiales; Aspergillaceae. The record is from RefSeq and is a predicted model, not a curated record. The coding region runs from base 1 to 972 and encodes 323 amino acids. Gene Ontology annotation, cellular component: cytoplasm. Gene Ontology annotation, molecular function: inositol oxygenase activity; iron ion binding. Gene Ontology annotation, biological process: inositol catabolic process.
AUGGCACCCGUUGCCAUCGCUGAGACACCGGUCCCCGUCUUCAACAAGAAGCGGGAUGGCCAGGCCUUGGAAGAGAUGUCCGAUGCCAUCGAUGAGGUCAACGUCCUCAAGGCCAACAUGAAGAAGGAGCAGCAGCAGCAGCAGCAUGAGAAGGACCUCUAUGAGGCGUCCGAGUUCGACAAGAACAAGGACAAGUCUGGCUUCCGCCAGUACGAGAACGCCUGCGACCGCGUCAAGAACUUCUACCAGGAGCAGCACACCAAACAGACUGUCGCCUAUAACCUCAAGGCCCGUCACGAUUUCCACAACAAGACCCGUGCCGAGAUGACCAUCUGGGAGGCCAUGGAGAAGCUCAACACUCUUAUCGACGAGUCCGACCCAGACACCAGCCUCUCCCAGAUCGAGCACCUGCUGCAGUCCGCCGAGGCCAUCCGCCGUGAUGGCAAGCCCCGUUGGAUGCAGCUGACCGGUCUCAUCCACGACCUGGGCAAGCUCCUUUUCUUCUUCGACGCCGAGGGCCAGUGGGACGUGGUCGGCGACACCUUCCCUGUGGGUUGCGGCUUCGACGAGCGUAUCAUCUACGGCCGCGACUCAUUCAAGCAGAAUGAGGACUAUGGCCACUCCAUCUACGAUACCAAAUUUGGCAUAUACAGCCCCGGCUGCGGUCUUGACAAGGUUAUGCUCUCCUGGGGCCACGACGAGUACCUCUACCACAUCGCCAAGGAGCAGUCCACUCUACCCGACGAGGCUCUCGCCAUGAUCCGGUACCACUCCUUCUACCCCUGGCACAACGCCGGUGCCUAUCACGAGCUCAUGGAUGCGCACGACAAGGAGAUGCUCCGUGCCGUCAAGGCCUUCAACCCCUACGACCUAUACAGCAAGAGCGACGGCAUCCCCAGCGCGGAGGAGCUGAAGCCUUACUACAUGGAGCUCAUCAACGAGUACUUCCCUGCCAAGGUUAUCCGUUGGUGA